AUGUUCUUUGACAAGUUCAGAUCACUCCUCGCGGCAGCUGUGUGUACGCUUCUGCCCGUCCUCAGCAUUGCCGCGAACACCAGUGAUGCGGCCUUGUAUGAGGCCGAAGUUGCCUUCCUGGCGGACUUGAAGAGUCGUGUGACAGGAAGUCCCAACCACAACAAGCUGAUCGACCACCUCCAGUCUGAGCUCGAAUUGCUCGGAUUGACAGUCCACACUGACACACUCAACUUCACCUACAUGGACCAGCCAUUGACUCCACCCAUCCUGAAAGUGGGAGGUCAAGAGGUCGAAAUCUCAUCUUACGCUCCCUAUUCCGGCAAGACAAACGACACAGGUGUAUCAGGGACCCUAGUCGAUCUCAUUGGCCCGACCCUAGAGCCGAAUUGGACUCAAGCUACUGGCAACAUUGCCGUGCUCAAUGUCACCAACAGUCCGACGAAUUGGAGUUCGGCGCUGGCCCUGUGGCCGGGACAACCACCGUGGUAUGUCGAGACAGGCCUCCCAACAGCGACAGCUGAUGCCAAGAUCGCCAAUCUCACGGCGGCGGCCAAGGCCGGGGUAAAGGGUGUAAUAUACGUCUGGCAGCACAUCACGCCGGGAAAUGCUCGAGGCCAGUACGUCCCUUUCAAACGACUGUACCAGGGCGUGCCCACGGUUUUCGUCGCUGGUGACGCGGCGAACACGGUCCUUGCAGCAACGAAGGCGAAGAAAAAGGCACUGCUCACGCUCAGCGGUGACCUCGUUCCCAAAACGCCCACCCGGACGAUAUGGGUCGUUGUCGAGGGCACAAAGUUCAAAAACGAAUCCAUCAUCAUCAACACGCACACCGACGGCGUCAACGCGGUCGAGGAGAACGGCCACAUCGCCCUGCUGGCCAAAGCAAAGGACCUCGUGGCCAACCCGCCUGAAAGGACGACAGUCUUGGUCUUCGUGACUGGCCACAUGCACCAACCGGCAUUCAGUACGAAAGGACGAGCCACGACACGUUGGUUGGACGAUAAUCCGCAGUACUGGAAAGGCGGCGCGGGUCAGAUGAAAGCCGUGGUGAGCGUCUGCGUCGAGCACCUCGGCGCAGUGGACUGGGUUGAGGACCUAGGGAGUGGGAAAUAUUACUCUGCGGGCAAUCAGACGGAGGAAUUGCUCUACGCCAACACCCCGGAGCUUGUGAAUAUGACGGAGCAAUUCUGGAACGGGGCGUAUCCGGGCUUCGUGCGCAUCAACGACCCAAUUCCAAAGGGCGUACAGUCGGGUGAAGGAGAACCGCUCACCGAUGUGCAGAUCCCGAACAUGGCGCUCAUCACGACACCAUUGUACCUUCUUGCCGAGUGGCCGGAGGACUUUGACGAGAGACAGUUGGUCGAUGUGGACGCCAUGAAGAGGCAGAUCGAUAGUUUCAUGCGUAUAUGGAAAGCCAUGGACACGAUGCCGGUGAAGUCGUUCGGGACGGUGCCGGUCAUGGUAAAGCCGACAACAAAAUAA
Molecule: messenger RNA, 1482 nt
Organism: Exophiala xenobiotica
Lineage: Eukaryota; Fungi; Ascomycota; Eurotiomycetes; Chaetothyriales; Herpotrichiellaceae
Exons: 1
Coding region: 1-1482 (493 amino acids)
Source: RefSeq, a predicted model, not a curated record